This is a messenger RNA of Procambarus clarkii (red swamp crayfish), 1775 nucleotides long. RefSeq names its product ankyrin repeat and BTB/POZ domain-containing protein 1. The record is from RefSeq and is a predicted model, not a curated record. Gene Ontology annotation, cellular component: ubiquitin ligase complex; cytoplasm. Gene Ontology annotation, molecular function: protein binding. NCBI's taxonomy places the organism in Eukaryota, Metazoa, Arthropoda, Malacostraca, Decapoda, Cambaridae.
AUUAUGAUAGAGGUUUGUGAAUGCGGAUCAGCUGGUGGAAGGUAAACAGUUCUCGGCACUCGGCCAACAGCCUCGUUUUUGACGCAGUUAACUUGUGUUCCAUGUUCUGGCGAGACGGCAGGCAGUGGCUUCACUGUUCACUGGACGGGGUUAGCAUGGAUGCCUUAGAGUUAUUCCGGCAGUGCAAGAAGGGAGACAUCGAGGAGGUUAGGUUGCUGAUUGAACAACGAGAUUUUGAUGUCAACAUACGAGACAGAUGGGACAGUACACCUCUGUAUUAUGCGUGUUUAUGUGGACACCAACAAAUAGUGGAGUACCUAAUAGGUGCUGGUGCUCGAUGCGAAGCCAAUACCUUCGAUGGGGAACGGUGCCUCUAUGGUGCUCUGACGGAUGAUAUUCGAAAGGUUCUGACUCAACAUAAUUUGGUAACUUCCCACACUAUUAGGAGAGAUGCUUAUGAUGAAUUCUUAAGAAGAUUAUACGAGACUGGCGAGUACAGUGACAUAACAUUUGUGGUUCAGGGCGAGUCUUUCCCACUUCAUCGUUGUUUGCUGGCCAGCCGCUCAGAAUACUUCAGAGAGAUGUUUUCAUCUCGAUGGCAUAACCGGUCUAGAGUGAGCAUCAAUAAAGAUUUGGUACAUCCAGGAGCAUUUGGCGCAGUCAUGAAGUACAUAUACACUGGGAGGUUUGAGUGUCCAUUAGAGCUGGUUGAGAGGAGUAUUCGUAUUGGUAUGAAUUGCAAGCUUCCCAACUUCAAAUCCAUGAUUGAGGAUGAACUCAAAAAGUCUCUAACUUUACAAAUGGAGAAGCAUGGGUUGGUAAAGGUGACGACCGUGGUGGUCGAGCCAGGCUCGUCGGAGGGCAUGGGGUCGGAGAGCGUAGGAGCUGACCUGCGGGAGCUGACCCAAGCCACACUGCCUCCGCACCUGCGCUUCUGGCCCACAGAGAUGCCCUUCUGUAACACUCAGGACCAGCCGCCCUUCGCUGACGUGUGCUUCAUGGUUGAAGGUUACCCAUUUAUGUGUCACAAGAUGUUCUUUUGUCCGCGGAGUGAAUACUUCAAAGCAUUGCUGCGAGAUCAUUUUAAUGAAACUGAGUGGAGGGAUUCAUCAGAUUCACGCAUCCCGGUAGUCACCCUCCACAACAUCUCGGCUGAAGUGUUUGCCAUUCUUGUGCAUUACCUCUACUGUAAUCAGACAAUUGUGAACAUGGAGAAUGCAAUGGAUGUUAUGGUGGCAGCAGAUAUGCUACUGGUCCCAGGAUUAAAGCGUCAGUGUGGCAUUUACCUGAGCACUCAACUCAACACCGACAAUGUCAUUACCAUUCUCCGCUUGUCACGUAUGUUCCAGCUGCCGCGGCUGGAAGAUCAAUGUGUGGCCUUUAUGGCCAAAAAUCUGGAUCAGGUACUGGAACUUCAAGAAUUUACAGAUCUGGUUCUAGCAGAUGCACAGGAUGUACAAGGCAGACAAGAAACCGACUCUGUUCAGAUUGUGGAUGAGCUGCGUUAUCACAUAUCAUCAGCGGUGCAGACAAUAUCUGGAAUCCACGAAGCUCGCACAAAACUGUCAUCCUUAGAGGCUUUACUGGAAGAACUUGGCAUUGAAGCUUAGAUACUUAUCUAUCAGAUGGUAGAAUGAUUAAUUUCUAGUAAUAUAUUUAAUUUAAGGAAUUUGGAAAAUGCUAGGUGCAUUUUGGCAUUGGUCCACACAUGGGAUACGAUGAUGUAUAAUCCAUCAUAUGAUGGGAAUUAUAUUAUAUUUCUUAAAGAAAGAUAA